This is a messenger RNA of Rotaria sp. Silwood1, 1185 nucleotides long. NCBI's taxonomy places the organism in Eukaryota, Metazoa, Rotifera, Eurotatoria, Philodinida, Philodinidae. The record is from the annotation of a GenBank genome assembly.
AUGCCUCACAAUCUUACGCGAGAUCCAUGUCGAAUUGAUUCAGACAGCGACGAUAGCAUAGAUAAUCCAUUGCGUACACAUAUGCAAGUUAUACCAAGACCACAAACGCCAAAAGUUAUACCAAAACGGUCUCCACCUAAAAUAGUCGAUUGGGAUGCGUCACCAAACGAACUACCCACGAAUGAUAAGAAAAAACAUACUGCUCACACACUAAAUCCAUCGACUGAAAAUGUAGUUUCAUCGUCAACAGCACGAAUAUCAUCAUCAUCAUCAUCAGAUACGUCGUUAGAGCCUAAUACACAACUCAAUCGAUUAGAAUCUACUACUACUUCUACUCCAAAAUCUCCUUCUGCAUCCUCGACUGAUUUUGAUCCAAUUGCAUUAAUUCAACAAGAUCUAAGUAAAUUUAUUUAUAUGCAUAUUCCAAAAGAAUAUUCAUCCUUUGUACAAUGUCGUCUUCGACGUGAUACAACUGGUGUACAAAAAGGAUUUUUUCCAACAUUUUAUUUGCAGGCUGAACGCCCAGGUGAUAACAAAAAAUUUUUUCUAUUAGCUGCACGUAAAGUAGCGAAAGUAAAUCGACAAACAGAAUAUUUAAUUACAACUAAUGUUGAAACUUUAUCAAAAAAUUCAGGUGGUGAUGGGUGUGUCGGUAAACUACGAGGAAAUAAUUUAAGUGGAACUGAAUAUACACUUUAUGAUCAUGGUUUAAGUCCAAAUAAAUCUUCUAGUAAACAUUUAAAUAAUAAAGAAAGUUUAAGGCGUGAAUUAGCAGCUAUUAUUUAUAAUACGAAUAUUUUUGGUAUUAAAGGACCGAGACAGAUGAGUGCUAUGUUACCUGAACUUGGACAUGAUAUUCGACCAACAAAAGAUGAAGAUGGUAUUCUUGAUCAAUGGCGCGAUAGACGUUUAAAUUAUUUAAUUCAAUUACGAAACAGAUCACCAAAAUAUAAUGAAGACACAAAAACUUAUGUUCUUCAGUUUAUUGGUAAUCGUGUAGCACAACCAUCAGUGAAAAAUUUUCAAAUGAUUAUUGAAAAUGAAAAUCAUGAAGAAGAAGUUAUUAUGCAAUUUGGUCGUGUUGAUAAAGAAAUAUUUACAUGCGAUUUUCGUUAUCCACUUUCUGCUAUUCAAGCGUUUGCUAUUGCUCUUAGUUCAUUUGAUAGUCGACUUAUACGAGAAUAA